CCUUAUAAAGGGGACUUUUGUCAAUAGUGAGAUCGAUCACAGCCUCGCUGAGUUCCAGGCUCCCUCCGACCGCGCCCACACCUAUGAACUCCACCAGAACCCACGUUCUUGGGGAAACAAGAAAUCUUAAUGAAGUAGCCAGCUGUGGAAGAUUCCAGACCCCCAGAUAAAAAUGGCUUUCCAUGUGGAAGGACUGAUAGCUAUCAUCGUGUUCUACCUUCUCAUAUUGCUGGUGGGAAUAUGGGCUGCCUGGAGAACCAAGAACAGUGGCAGCACAGGAGAGCGCAGUGAGGCCAUAAUAGUUGGUGGUCGAGACAUUGGUCUGCUGGUGGGUGGAUUUACUAUGACAGCGACCUGGGUCGGAGGAGGUUACAUCAACGGAACAGCUGAAGCAGUGUAUGUACCAGAUUAUGGUCUAGCUUGGGCUCAGGCACCAAUUGGAUAUUCUCUUAGUCUGAUUUUAGGUGGUCUGUUUUUUGCAAAACCUAUGCGUUCCAAGGGGUAUGUGACCAUGUUAGAUCCAUUUCAGCAGAUCUAUGGAAAACGCAUGGGUGGCCUCCUCUUUAUUCCUGCACUAAUGGGAGAAAUGUUCUGGGCAGCAGCCAUCUUCUCAGCCUUAGGAGCCACCAUCAGUGUGAUCAUUGACAUCAAUGUGCAUGCUUCUGUCAUCGUCUCUGCGCUCAUCGCCACUCUGUACACCCUGGUGGGUGGUCUCUAUUCUGUGGCUUACACGGAUGUUGUUCAGCUCUUUUGUAUUUUCAUAGGCCUGUGGAUCAGCGUCCCUUUUGCAAUGUCACACCCUGCAGUUACCAACAUUGGGUUCACUGCUAUGCACACCAAAUACCAGGCUCCUUGGCUGGGGACCAUUGAAUCAUUUGAAGUCUACACUUGGCUUGACAGUUUUCUGUUGUUGAUGCUUGGUGGAAUCCCAUGGCAAGCCUACUUUCAGAGGGUUCUCUCCUCAUCCUCAGCCACCUAUGCUCAGGUGCUGUCCUUCCUGGCAGCUUUUGGAUGCCUGGUGAUGGCUCUACCAGCCAUACUCAUUGGGGCCAUUGGAGCAUCAACAGACUGGAACCAGACAGCAUAUGGGAUUCCAGAUCCCAAAAGUAAUGAAGAAGCAGACAUGAUUUUACCAAUUGUUCUGCAGUAUCUCUGUCCUGUAUACAUUUCUUUCUUUGGUCUUGGUGCAGUUUCUGCUGCUGUCAUGUCAUCAGCAGAUUCUUCUAUCUUGUCAGCAAGUUCGAUGUUUGCUCGCAACAUCUACCAGCUUUCAUUCAGACAAAAUGCAUCAGACAAGGAAAUCGUUUGGGUUAUGCGAAUCACAGUGUUUGUGUUUGGAGCAUCUGCAACGGCUAUGGCAUUGCUAACAAAGACAGUGUACGGGCUCUGGUACCUCAGCUCGGACCUCGUUUACAUCAUCAUUUUUCCGCAACUGCUUUGUGUGCUGUUUGUAAAGGGGACCAAUACAUAUGGAGCUGUGGCAGGUUAUGUUUCGGGACUUUUCCUGAGAAUAACUGGUGGGGAGCCAUAUCUGUACCUGCAACCCUUGAUCUUUUACCCUGGUUAUUACUCUGAUAAGAAUGGCAUAUACAAUCAGAGGUUCCCAUUUAAAACUCUUGCCAUGGUUACCUCAUUCUUAUCCAAUAUCGGCAUUUCUUAUCUAGCCAAAUACCUGUUUGAAAGUGGAAACUUGCCACCAAAAUUAGAUGUAUUUGAUGCUGUUGUCUCAAGGCACAGUGAAGAAAACAUGGAUAAGACAAUUCUGGUCAAAAAUGAAAAUAUUAAAUUAAAUGAACUUGCACCUGUGAAGCCCCGACAGAGCAUAACUCUCAGCUCAACUUUUACCAAUAAAGAGGCCUUCCUUGACAUGGACUCCAGCCCAGAAGGGUCUGGGACUGAAGAUAAUGUAUAAUAACCCAUCCAAAUAAAAUAUUGCUUUCUCAAACAGCUCUAGAGCAGGCUAGUGCUGGAACGAUGGUGUGUAGCAUAUAAAAAUAUAUUUAAAAAUAACAUUCAGGACAAAAAUUCAUAUAAAAAGUGCAACUGUACAAAUACAAGCCAAGCUAGAAGGAUUACUUAGAAGAGAAACAGCUCUCUUUCUCAUUGCUAUUCUAAUCCUCAUUUGGUUUUACACUAGACAGCUUUACAAAGUAUUCAAAAAUCAGUAAAGCCCCACCCAAAGAACAGAAGGCCAAACAGAGUAUCUUUAUUGUGAAAAAGGAAGUAGAUAUGAAGGAGCCAAGGAAAUUAUGUCAUCUUGAUCCAGACCUUGUUUGCUAGUGCACUGGUGAAUGCAGUUUAAUUACCACCCUAAAGCUAUGAGAAUAACUCAACGUUACUCUAAUGAGUGGUGCAAGGAAUUAACCAGCUGAUUUUCUUGAUUUGAUAAUAUACCACUUAAUUUGUAUUCUUAACUAUAACACAUAUUGAAUAUGCAUUUUUUUCUUUUAGUAGUGGCAUGUAUAAUUCUAAGCCUAGACAAAGCAAACACACAAAAAUGUUAUAUAGUGAAUUCUUUAUGUGCAAGGUGAUAGGAAAAUACACUCUAUCUUUGUAGAGGAGCACUGGGCUUCUUUGAGUGAGUCUGCAACUACCACAAGCAUUGAGAAGAGUACCUGGAGCAUGAAAGACAUGAUUAUUAGGCAACCUUAAAGUAAUAUGUAAACAAGGUCAUUAAGAUGAAAUAGGAAAAACAGUGCAUUUUUACUUUCAUCUGAAGUUUAUAAAAUUCUGAUUCAUGAUUAAAGAAGUAAUGUCUUUGCUUACUAUUUAAAUUACUAUUGGAAGUGAAAUUGAGCCAUAUGUAAGAUGAGAUAGUGCCAUAGCAGCAGUUAAGGUUAAUGAG
Artibeus jamaicensis (Jamaican fruit-eating bat) is the source of this 2845-nucleotide messenger RNA. It is a transcript of the gene SLC5A7, whose product is annotated as solute carrier family 5 member 7. Gene Ontology annotation, cellular component: perikaryon; plasma membrane; axon. The record is from RefSeq and is a predicted model, not a curated record. Gene Ontology annotation, molecular function: choline:sodium symporter activity. NCBI's taxonomy places the organism in Eukaryota, Metazoa, Chordata, Mammalia, Chiroptera, Phyllostomidae. The transcript is spliced from 9 exons. Gene Ontology annotation, biological process: synaptic transmission, cholinergic; choline transport; transmembrane transport. The coding region runs from base 173 to 1912 and encodes 579 amino acids.